AUGAUGCAUCUACAACCGACCCACGUGAGGAUAAUGACAAUAGCAAUGAUAGAUAACAGGGAAAAAGCAUUCAAUGCUAAAGUUGAAGAUUAUAAAAAUGGUUUGUCGUUAUCAAUGAGAGAAAAAUCAAUGAUAUCAUAUCUGUAUGCUAGUAGAAUUAUUAAUGCGUUAAAACAUGAAACAGCUGGAAAGAAAGUUGGAAUAGAUUGUAAAUUUCAUUGCUUGUGUCGCCACUUUCUUACAAUUGAUAUUAGUUCUGGGGUCGAAAAGUUAUGUUCGGCUAAACAUGGUAAAAAGUUGGUGAUUUCGGAAGCAUAUUAUCAAGUUUUACAAGAUGUUCAUAUAAGAACUGGUCAUGGUGGUCGAGAUAAAAUGCGGCAUGAAAUAAAUCAGUAUUAUUUUUGGAUACCACCAAAAGUUGUUGAUAUUUUUUUAUCGACAUGUAUUGCAUGCCAAGUAUGGAAACCCUUAAAAAAUCAUAUUGUAUCAACAUCAAUCGUUUCCAUUGGUUUUCUAACAAGAUUAGAAAUAGAUCUUAUUGAUUUACGUACAAGACCCGAUGGUGAUUACAAAUGGAUUCUACAUUGUCGAGACCAUUUUAGUAAAUUCUCUUGA
Messenger RNA from Didymodactylos carnosus, 615 nucleotides. Lineage: Eukaryota; Metazoa; Rotifera; Eurotatoria; Philodinida; Philodinidae. The record is from the annotation of a GenBank genome assembly.